UAUUUUGUAUAGUAAAUAAACAACAUAAGAUAAAUUCCAUGUUACAGAAUGAGCGAGUCAAAGGCGCAGGAUGUGAUUGAGCAGGUCGAAGACUGCACGUUGCCUGCUGAUAAUAAACUGGCGAUUGGAAAGCUAGAUGCAAAGACACUGAAACAAAUUACCGAAAGUUGCCGAGAAUGCCCCGAAAAUGUUUAUACGCCUUUGGAGCCGCGUACUCUCGAUGAAAUGGGUUUCAUAUUUGAUGAAUCUAUCAAAUGUCAUCUUAUAUGCAAUCAGGAAACUCUGAAGGCUGCUAUUGCCAAAGUUGUGGAAGAUCGCAUUUACACCGAUGUCCAGGUGAAAGUGCAUGGUCACAUUUUCGAUUGCCAUUUGGCAGUGCUGCAGGUGUCCACGGAAUACUUUAAGCAGUUCAGCUCAACGAACCUAAUAGUUCUCAACGUGCCGGAGGUAACGAAAAUUGGCUUUGAGAAGGCCUAUGAAUGGAUGACCAAGCAGGACGCAAGCCCCUCACGCGAAGGGAUUGUGGACUUAUAUCUGGCAGCGCGCUUUUUGCAAAUGCCUCCACUGAUUAAUCAGCUGUGGUAUUGCUUCGAAAAUGUCGAGUUCUUCCGCGAAGGAGAGGCCUUCAAGCUAUAUCUACAGGCAGUACCCCAUGAUACGAGCACAUUGCAAUCCCUGCUGCUGACCCGAAUCAGCCGCUUCUUUUUAUCUGCAGUGGCGACAGUGGAGUACCUGAAGCUGAAACCGGAGCAAAUCUAUGACAUGCUCAAGACGAGCAUUAUCAGCGUCAACUCUGAGAUGGAGGUCUUUAUGAGCGCCUUUCGCUGGAUGAUGUACGACUGGGAGGCUCGGAAAGCACAUACCGAGCUGCUAAUGAGAGCCGUAAGAUUCAAUCUGAUGCCAGCCUGGUAUAUACUCUCCCUGAAAACAAAGCAAACGCUGCCAGAACUAAAGGAACUGCUAGACAAUCCCGUAGUGCAGUCUGCGAUCAAUGUGGGACUAUCGUAUACGGUGACACAACAUUUCAUGAAUUCCGAUUCCGGAUUGCAGGAACCAUUGCAAAUGCAGCAAGCACAGCAGCGUGAAUGGAUCAUCGAUGAUAUCGCGCCCCAUCAUCAUCUGUACAAGUGUCCCAAUUGGCAGUAUUUGAACUAUGAGCUCUUCAAUAUCUAUCUCGAGCAGGUCAUCACUGCAGGCCCGCACUUUUACAAAACCCUAAAGGCUUACAAGCCCUCGAAUUUGAUGCCCUGCUGCCAGGCGGUGCUUCAAAAUUCCAAAUAUAUAUCGGAUAUAUAAUUUUCUCUUAAAUUUCACAAAUCGAUUCGCCAAAUCUCAUUUGCUUGGGGGACUCUAUGGGUAGCUGCUUUGUGUGAGCGCUGCAGGUCAAAAACACACCCUGGGGUGCUAUUUAAUUGCUACAAAUAAAAUUAGUAGCCCGAGCAACUGCUGGGGCCGCCCUUCGAGCUUUGGUAUCACAUUCGCAUUUAGCGUUUCCAAUUAGCUCAAUGGCAGCCAUUUGCUGAAUUAAUAGUUAACGCUUAUGAACUAAACGUCGCGACCUCGCAUUGUGUGUGCGUCUGGGUGUGUGGCUGUGUGUGUGUGGCUGUGUAUGUGUACAUUGAACUUAUUUAUGUUUGCCAAACGUCAGAAAUACAAAUACAGUCCCAACACUUUAAUAAUUGUGUAUGCAGGCGGUAAUCAAGAACACGAAAAAAAUUAAAUAAACAUCGAAG
Messenger RNA from Drosophila novamexicana, 1733 nucleotides. RefSeq names its product ectoderm-neural cortex protein 1-like. NCBI's taxonomy places the organism in Eukaryota, Metazoa, Arthropoda, Insecta, Diptera, Drosophilidae. Gene Ontology annotation, molecular function: protein binding. Bases 49 to 1296 code for a protein of 415 amino acids. The record is from RefSeq and is a predicted model, not a curated record. The transcript has 2 exons.